AUGGCUGUUGGAAAGAACAAGAGGCUCUCCAAGGGCAAGAAGGGUCUCAAGAAGAAGACCGUCGACCCCUUCUCCCGCAAGGACUGGUACUCGAUCAAGGCUCCCAGCCCCUUCAAUGUGCGAGAUGUCGGCAAGACUCUCGUCAACCGUACCACCGGUCUGAAGAACGCGAACGACGCCCUCAAGGGCCGCAUCGUCGAGGUCUCGUUGGCCGAUCUGCAGAAGGAUGAGGACCACGCGUUCCGCAAGGUCCGCCUUCGCGUGGAUGAGGUGCAGGGCAAGAACUGCCUCACCAACUUCCACGGGCUCGAUUUCACCUCCGACAAGCUGCGAUCUCUUGUGCGCAAGUGGCAGACCCUGAUUGAGGCCAACGUCACCGUCAAGACCACCGAUGACUACCUCAUUCGUCUCUUCGCCAUUGCCUUCACCAAGCGGCGACCCAAUCAGAUCAAGAAGACAACGUACGCGGCGUCUUCGCAGAUCCGGGCUAUCCGGCGCAAGAUGACCGACAUCAUCCAGCGCGAGGCGUCCAGCUGCACCCUCACCCAGCUCACCUCCAAGCUCAUCCCCGAGGUCAUCGGCCGCGAGAUUGAGAAGUCGACCCAGGGCAUCUACCCUCUGCAGAAUGUGCACAUCCGAAAGGUCAAGCUGCUCAAGGCACCCAAGUUCGACCUCGGUGCCCUGAUGGCGCUUCAUGGAGAGUCGGGGACGGAUGACCAGGGCCAGAAGGUUGAGAGAGAGUUCAAGGAGCGAGUCUUGGAGCAGGUUUAA
Messenger RNA from Purpureocillium lilacinum, 771 nucleotides. RefSeq names its product 40S ribosomal protein eS1. Gene Ontology annotation, cellular component: cytosol; ribosome. Gene Ontology annotation, molecular function: structural constituent of ribosome. Lineage: Eukaryota; Fungi; Ascomycota; Sordariomycetes; Hypocreales; Ophiocordycipitaceae. The record is from RefSeq and is a predicted model, not a curated record. Gene Ontology annotation, biological process: translation.